Molecule: messenger RNA, 3912 nt
Organism: Cyclopterus lumpus (lumpfish)
Lineage: Eukaryota; Metazoa; Chordata; Actinopteri; Perciformes; Cyclopteridae
Gene: ifrd2
Product: interferon-related developmental regulator 2
Exons: 12
Coding region: 884-2392 (502 amino acids)
Source: RefSeq, a predicted model, not a curated record
AGCAGUGACACCCGCGCGGACUCACCAGCCGGUCCGCGGAAAGAAGUACCCGCUGCACGUCAAAGCAGUGUGGACGCGAGCUGCACGUGAGCAGUGUGGGUCUCUCUCCCACGUGGCGGAAUUAAACCCGCGAUGCCGUCCCUGCGCGUGGCCCCGCUUCACUCCAGCUGCUUGGCUCUCACGGGUCUCCAGACUCCGAUGUUAAACAGACACAACCGCGAUGCUGCGAAAGCGCUGCGGUCGGUCUGCGUUGUGUUUGUGACACUUGUGUCGAAGCUACUCGCUUUAAGGUCACUGAGUUUAUUAUAUAUCUCUUAAAUGCAGAAGAAUGGAAGAAAAGGGUGCUUCGUCCACGGUUAACCGGUGAUUCUUCUCGCUACCGAGGCCCUGAUUGGCUAAAGCUACACUUGCCGGGUUAAGGUUAACCGCACGCUUAUUUUUAGCAACCAUGUGCCACUUUGGAAGAGGUAACUUUGGAGAAACUUGUGUUGGAGAGGAGCAACAUGUGCAACAGCAACAACUAACGGGGGUCUUUCAGUGCAUUAAUGUGCACACCAUUCGGGUUCGUUUACGUGCAGCUCAACGUGUGUACAUUAGUGGUGCGGACACAGGGCGUUACAGCUGUGGGUGUUUUUAAGGCUCACGUUGUAUGUAGUGACGUCAUCCGGGAGGCGCACACGUGCCAGCCUCGAAAUACACGCACAUAUAGGGUUUGAGAGAUGUAUAGAGUUCGUCUAAUGGCGCUCCAGAUUAAAAAUAGAGACUCUACGGGGAAAUAUAGACGCUGACUAAGAUGAACAGUAUUUCCACAUGUGUCAAUUUGUAUGAUGAUUUUUAAUUCAAGGCUUCUGAGCGGUGCAGUAUUGUGAAUCAGUAUUUUGUAAUGCAAAGUUCCAGGAAAGCGGUGCUCACUUCUGAUGUUUUUCUAUCCCAUCAUGGUCAUUCAUGCAUUUAUUUUACCCAUCUUUCCAUUCAUCCAUUCGUUAAUUUAUUCACCCAUUCGUUCAUCCGUUCUUGCUCCAAUCUGUACACCCUUUACCCAUCCAUUCAUCCCUCCGGCCAUACGUCAUCUCCAGGCUCUCUUCGUCAAGAGGUUCUUCAGCUGUCGACUAAAGCCUCGCUGAAAGGUGCUAGAAAUGGGGUGAAGGGAGAGUCCGGUGCCAGCGAUGAGGAGCUGACGUCUGACAUUCUCAGCCACGGCAGCAGUGCCAGCGAGUGCACUUCUGUGCUGGAAGAGGGCGUAGGAGGGGAGCCGGUGGAUGAGCAGACGGCCCAGGAAGAAACGGUUGACAAACUGAAGCAGUGCAUAGACAACCUGAUGGAUAAGAGCACCAAGACGCGUCUCGCAGGUCUCGAGUCGUUGCGACUGGCCUUCUCCUCCCGAGUGCUGUACGACUUCCUGACAGAGAGACGCCUCACCAUCAGCGACUGCCUGGAAAGAAGCCUUAAAAAGGGCAGCGCGGAGGAGCAGGCAGUGGCGGCCACAGUCUUCGCUCUGCUCUGCAUCCAGCUGGGGGGCGGAGACGAGGCAGAGGAGGGCUUCAAGAUGCUUCGCCCCAUCCUCACCGCAAUUCUCAUCGACAACGCUGCCAGCUUAGCAGCCCGCCAGAGUUGUGCCAGAGCUUUGGGGAUGUGCUGCUAUGUCUCCACCUCUGAAGAAGGAGAGGACUUGAUCAAGUCUCUGGCCCUACUGGAGAGUGUGUUCAUGUCUUCCUACCCCAACAGAGAGGGAACGCUGCCAACACCCAAACCGGGCAGUCCAGCCCUGCACAACGCCGCCCUGCAGGCCUGGUCUCUGCUGGUCACCCUCUACCCUGCGUCGAGACUGGCCGUGCUGCUGGACCUCCACCUCCCCAAACUGCAGGUGUGUCUGCAGAGCAGUGACGUCAACUACAGGAUAGCAGUGGGAGAGACCAUCGCCCUGUUGGUGGAGCUCAGACGAGAUAUAGAUGAGGAAUUUGCGGUGGAGGACAGUGAAAGUAUGUGUGAAUGUCUGAAGAGUUUAGCCACAGACAGCAACAAGCAUCGAGCCAAGAACGACCGGCGGAAACAGCGCUCAGUCUUCAGAGAUGUGCUACAUUACAUCGAGAACGACGACUUCUCCGAGGAGAAGAUCCAGUUUGGAGUGGAGAGCAUUUACAUCGACAGCUGGAUGAGGAGGAGAAUCUACGAUGCCUUCAAGGAGAUCCUGGAGUCCGGAGUCAGACACCAUCUACAGUUCAACCCACUACUGAGAGACAUCUUUGGCCUCGGCUCUCCCCUCAUACUGGACGCUACGACCAAAGGCAACAAGAUCUCUAGAUUUGAGAAGCAUCUUUUCAACUCUGCUGCCUUCAAGGCCAGGACUAAACAGAGGAGCAAAGUCCGGGACAAACGGGCUGAUGUCAUGUGAGGAGGAGGAGAUAGAGAUGGAGGAGGAGGAGAUGAUGGAGGAGGAUGAGGAUGAGGAGAUGGAGGAGGAGGUAGUGAAUGGAUGAUAUGCAAGGAACUCCUUGGGCUCGCGUGAGAUGGAUGCAAAAUGAUGCCUUCGACACUUCAGCGGUCAGACAUAAAGACUCAACAAACUGAACAGGGCUUUUCGCUCGUGCUCUUCACUAAUUCUCCAGAUUCAAGAUGGCCAACAUUUAUAUUCUUAGCUCCCACUGUCGAACGCAACUUCACUGUUCGUCCUCGCAGACGUUCCGUUUUUUCACCCAUCCAUUUUUUUUAAUGAGUCAUAUUCACACAUUUUAGUUUGGUGCUUCAAAGUGUGUGGGAUUGAAACUACUUAAUUACAAAGGAGUAAAAGACAUUUCAUAUCCAGGUAUCAAAAAGGUCUAUCUAUAGAAAUACAGAUCAAGUGAAGUAUUAUGUAAGACUCAAACAUUUUGAGGCUUUAUGGUGCAUUUGAGAUCUGAGGAAGCCUCCAUUGUGCUGAUGUGCUCAUUUCUCAUACUCGGCUUAAACUGCUGCCUGAUGGCUUGACGGGUCAGUCGAGUCUUAUUUUUAAAUUCUUGUUUUUGACUUUAGUUUCCACAUAAAGCUGCUCUUUGAGGACAUCAGUCCUGGCUAAUGCCUGUUCGAGCAUCAUCUUCUUUGACAAAAAAAAAGACAAGCAGCCCCAAUGAAUAUUCUUUUCCUCUGUCGGCUAAAUAUUCCUCAUUGUCCUCUCAGCCAUCCUCUUUCCACCCAGAGGGGCUACUUCCAUCUGCCCAACCAGAAACUGACUUUCCAAACAACGCAACCUAAAGGAAAAUGUGUCUGGUGUUUGAGUGUUUUAAUUGAAUUUUAUUUCUCAUCAUUAAAUAUAACAAAAGAUGCCUAAUUAAAAAAAAAAAGAUAUAUAAAUAUAUAUCAUAUUUGUAUUGCUAUUUUUUUUUAUUGAGGAAAAAUAUGUUUUAACCAUUUCUGGUGGAUAAUUGUAAUUUAUUAUAAAACCAGUACUGUGGGAUUUUUAAGAAACUUUAAAAAUGCUAAGAACUGUUUACAGAUACAAUAAUGUGAUACCAAUGACGAGAAGAAUUUUAUAAUGUUUUUAUCAUGUAUAUUUUAAAAUGUGGGUGGGUGGCUCCUACCCUGUGCAUGCAUGCCGAUGGACUGCGUAGAGAUUUAUGGUAAAAUGUGUGGGUGGGUGAAUCAUUGGAUCCAUUUGAAUGAUCUUUCUUCUGAUGAGCAGUAAAUGCAUACUGGCCACUAAUGGUGGUAAGUUGUUUUUGAUUCUAUUACAUAAACGAUUGCCUGGGAAUUUUUAGUAGCUUGGUGAAAGCCUCAUCAGCUCUCACGGUUCCUAUUGUUGAACUGGGUCUGAACCCCCUGGAUGAAGUCCAGGAUCAGGCCCCCCAUGUUACAGCUUUACCAAAUUUGACUCAGUGGUUCUGGAGUUACGGCACACGGACAGAAGAUGGAUCAAAAGAAAUAAAGACUAAGCAUGUU